GUAUUGUGACUCGAAGAGUUAUUGGCCUAUUGAGAGAGGAGAUAUAAGUUAAAUAUCUUUCUCUUUCAUUUGAUCUUUUGAUUCUUUUAUCGUUGAUUGAAUUUCUUGUGCUCUAUCCUUUGGGCUUAUAUAUACUCUCAUAUACCUCCCGGGUUUGAAUGUUGUUGCUUUUGUAUUGUGUCAACCUAUCAAGACUUUAAGGACCAAAGCUCCCUCACAUACUCAAACUUAAAGUAUCCUACUAUUGCUACUUUGACAAUGGUUACUACAAAUCUAUCUCCCCCCACCCCUCACACAUCAACCUCCUCGCCUCCAAUCCAACAUCGACAAAACCGGCGUCGGGAAAGACCAGGCUCACGCGCCCGUCGAAGUAUCUCUCGUAAAACCGCUCUCGCCACCGAUCUCAACGAAGGAAUCCUCGAAGCUCGAGACUCUGAUUUCUACAUUCCAAAUCAUAGACCCGGUAACGGAGCUUCACCAUUACUGAGACAAAACUUCGAUCAAAGUUGGAUGAGAUGGAAAGCUAGACAAACUGCUGAGCUAGAGAUGUUAGCUAUGAAACAAAAUAUGAAACAGUUGGAGAUGGAGAGACAAAUGAUGAUUGGGGAAAUGAAGAGGAGGGAAGAAGAAGAAUUGGGGAAAAUGCAACGAAGACUUUUUGGUGGUGAUGAUGAUGAUGACGAUGUGAGUUGUGAUAUUGAUCUUUGUCCUGCUAUGCUGGAUGUGGUGUUGAGACUUUUCGAUGGGGAGGUCGAUUAUUUGGAUCCCUAGUAAGAGUCUCAUCUCAAGUCACUUCACUUCAUCAUUUUUGAUUCUUCAAUCACCAGAAUUUUCGGUUGCGUUCGGCUAUAGAGUUUGGAUAAAUCGGUUCAAAGCAUAUCAGAUGGAUGAAUGCUUACGCAUUUCUUCUCCUUCACAGCUGUUAUGUCGCAUGAAAGCUCUUCAUCCAUCUACACCCACAUCAAUCUGUCAAGACCAAAUCCAAAAUGUCGAAACUGAGAAACUAUUCUCAUACAGCUUUCGACCACCACAGCUCCGUUGCACAGAAUCAAGAUGUUAAAUUUGAUUUUUCAACAACAUACAUCAUGAUCUGGUUUCUGCGGAGGGCAGGAGUCCGUUCGUCUCAUAUGGGGAUAUACUGCAUGGGAUUUGCCUCGAAUUUUCAUCUUCUGCCCAAUCUUGUUUGCUGCAUAUUCCGGAUCCGGGCGGGAUACAAUACGGCCAUUACCACCUUCAACUUGGAUGCCUCUACUUUACCUUAUCAUCGGCCUCGAUAUGAAUAUCCAUCUACCUACAUUCUCCUCGUCUCGGUAUGAUCAGUUCUUGACGAAUGAACAUUCAUCUCUACCCACGUCAUACAUCCACAUUCACAUCCGCACCAUCAACACCUCAAGUUACCUCACUACUCAUCCACACCUCAGGGAACCAAAAAAGUACCACUGGGAGAACUACAAAAAACCUCGAAUAUAAUAUUCAUCGCGUGACGACUCGCGACAAAUCUCUCAAAUCAAAUCAUCGUAUCAAACUAACCUACCAUACGCUUUCUCCCCCUCUCUACCUACCUCUUUCCACCUUGUCAAUUAUCAAUCCCACCUUGGGGCUUGUAUGGUUUGGUUAGGUUCGGUUGGUUUAGUCAAAGAUUAGAUUUGGUGUAAGGGAUUAGUCCUCUAUAACUUGAAUGAUUUCUCAUUCGAGAGUUUUAUUUCUCUGCGGCUGGAGAGGAGGGGCUCUUGCGGUUCGGGGUUUGAGAUAUUUGAUUGAGAGUUUAGAGGCUGAGUGUGGAAAGGGAAAGGAAGAAAAAAAGGAGUAAAAGAGAGAGGGGAGGAAA
Molecule: messenger RNA, 1828 nt
Organism: Sclerotinia trifoliorum
Lineage: Eukaryota; Fungi; Ascomycota; Leotiomycetes; Helotiales; Sclerotiniaceae
Source: the annotation of a GenBank genome assembly